AUGGCCGCCUCCAGCAGUGCACGGCACAUCGUGAUGCGCGUGGACAAGUGCGGUAUGUGUGCUGGAGACGCUGCAAACAUUGUGGGCGAGAGCGGCGGCAGUUCGACACAGUGGAAGCUGGACAAUGGCCGCUCCGUCCAGAAGAACCAAGAAGGUCAGGUGUGGACUAUGCACUAUGGACAGGGGCUGACGCGCAAGCAGCAGGCGCAGCUGCACUCGGCGAUCGAGGCGGUGGCUGCGGAGCGUGCCGCGCCGUCGGAGCGUGCAGCGCCGUCAGUGGCCAGCGGGGCGGCGCUGCUGCAGCCCGCGGCUGCGAUAGCAGCUGCGAACGCGGCGCCCGAGCUCACUGCCGAGAACCGCGGGUUCCGCAUGCUGGCGCGUAUGGGGUGGCGGCCGGGUGGCGGCGUCGGCAGGGAGGCGGAGAGCGCGCGCACGCACGGCAUUCAGAUUGCGAUGCAAGCGCACCGCGCCUCGGACUUCCUCGGCAGCUUCGACUUUCUCAGCGCCGCGGCGGCGGGCCUCCAUCCCCCUCCCGCCGCGCCCGACCCCACGCCCACCGAGGUUGCCGGCAGCCGAGGGUGA
Emiliania huxleyi CCMP1516 is the source of this 582-nucleotide messenger RNA. RefSeq lists its product as hypothetical. Lineage: Eukaryota; Haptophyta; Isochrysidales; Noelaerhabdaceae. Gene Ontology annotation, molecular function: nucleic acid binding. Bases 1 to 582 code for a protein of 193 amino acids. The record is from RefSeq and is a predicted model, not a curated record. The transcript has 4 exons.